Messenger RNA from Mytilus trossulus (common blue mussel), 1353 nucleotides. RefSeq names its product cytidine deaminase-like. Gene Ontology annotation, molecular function: cytidine deaminase activity; zinc ion binding. The record is from RefSeq and is a predicted model, not a curated record. Gene Ontology annotation, cellular component: cytosol. NCBI's taxonomy places the organism in Eukaryota, Metazoa, Mollusca, Bivalvia, Mytilida, Mytilidae. The transcript has 6 exons. Bases 97 to 546 code for a protein of 149 amino acids.
UAUGCAUAAACCUUUCAACUUUCACCUGUUGACCCUGGUGGUAAAUAGAAAUAGUAAACAAGUCUUCAUUCAUUCAGUUUUACGUAUCUGAUUAACAUGGAGAAUAAGAGUUCAGAUGCAGACGUUAUUUACAAAUUGUUAAAAUCAAGUCGUGAUGCGAAGAAGGCUGCAUAUAUGCCAUACAGUAAAUUUCCAGUAGAAGCAGCCUUACUGUGUGCUGAUGGUACAGUUAUAACAGGUUGUAACGUAGAGAAUGCCUCCUACGGACUGUCUAUAUGUGCCGAAAGAACUGCAAUUGUUAAAGCUGUGUCGGAGGGGUAUAGAAAAUUUAAAGCCAUUGCUAUUUCAAGUGACCUGAAAAAUUCUCAUAUAGUUCCAUGUGGAGCUUGUAGACAGUUCUUAGUAGAGUUUGGAACCGACUGGGAUGUUUAUAUGACAAAACCAGAUUUAUCUUAUAAAAUGAUGAAAACUGGAGAAUUACUUCCCUUGAGUUUUGUUCCGGAAUCUUUAGAAGAGGAGCGACUUAGUAAUUCAAUUAAAGGAUAAUACGGUCAGAGAAUCUAAUCAAGCAGCAGUUCAAUUUCAUGUGCAUAGUGUAUAUAGUUUUACAUACAGGAACCUUUACAUGAAACUAGAACGGAACAUCUUUCCAUAUAGUAACUGAAACUUGGGUUCAUUGUAUGAAUGACCGUGUAAUGCACAUGUCCGAAAACAAGACAAUACUCAUAUUAUUUGGACAGUGACAUUGUUUUUAUAUAUUUAGUAGUUCAUACUUAGAUAUGUUUCACUUAACAUAGGCAACUAUAUAACAAAAUUGUUGUGUUUUUUUUCGAACAUUUUUUACUAUACAAGAAAUUUUUGUUCGUAGAGUUAUGCACUAUGAAAAGCUUAAGUUUAUUUUAAGGAUUAUUUUAGAAAGAUCGAUAUCAAAGAAUCAAUGAAGUCAAAUUGUACAAAUAUACAGAUUGAAGACGAGUUUAAUUUCUUUAUUGUAUGCAUUGCAAAUGAAAAGCACAGAACAUUUUUCAAGGAAGCAUGCAUCAUUGAAUGAAAACAAAACCAUUAUCUUUAAAAGUAUACAUAAAAAUGUACGUUCAGUUGAUUUGGUCUACGUCUUGUUAGAGUUCGAAAUUGCUAUUAAUUCAUCAGAUGAUCAGAGUCAAAAUUGAAAAAACCUGUUUUGAAAUAAAGAAGAAAGGACCAGAGAUGCAUGUACCAUUAAUGUUUAGAACUGUAUUCUCUUAAGAUUUAGUUAAUUAUUUAUAAAGGAAGAGGAAUUCAAAGUAUUGUUAUUCAUUUUGAACAUGCAAUAGUGUUUUUGUUUUGUUGAAAUAAAAGUAUUAUUAUUUUGAA